AUGACGCUCAUUUGUUGCACAUUUUGUGAUAUGUGUUUCAAAAAACCAUCUCGACUAGAGGCACAUCUGCGAAUCCACACUGGAGAGCGUCCAUAUGUUUGCACGUGUGGUAAAACCUAUACACGGAAACAACAUUUAACUCGUCAUGCUUCAAAAUGUCCCAAAACUAUUCCAGAAAACAACUUAUCUAAACAAAAGGAGCCAGUAAAAGUCGAAAAAACUUAUUCGUGUUCACAAUGUUCUGCUGGACCUUUUCAAAAAAAGAAAAUGGUAUCGGCUCAUAUGGCUAUAGUACAUGGCGAACGGAAACAUGUAUGUGACAAAUGUGAUCGAGCGUUCCCCACGGCAUCUAAGCUAAGACGUCAUUCAUUAAAACAUCAUGGUUACGUAUGUAAGCUGUGUUCUGAACAAAUAUCUGAAAACCCUAAAAAUGGAGAAUCAGUUGCUCUCAUACCUAUUCAUUUUGAAAGUUUUGCGUGUUUGAGACGCCAUAUUGCUAAAGCUCACCCAAAAACACCUUUGCAAUGUCCUACGUGUAAUAUGCGUUUUACAAGACCCGCUGCACUAGCAGACCACGAAUCUACACAUACCCCUGGUGGACCGUCUGUAAGACGACGUUUUAUUUGUCCUUUAUGCUCGCCAUGUGUUACGGACGAUAAAGAUAAUUCCAACUCACAAGGAAAAGAUGAUCUUGUUGCAUUUACAGCUAAAAGAAAUCUAGAUACUCAUAUGCGUUUAGUUCAUGGUAACUUAAAGUUUCCAUGUACAUGGCGUGGAUGUCCUGUUCUUUUGUCUACCAGGCAAAAACUGAAUGAACAUAUGGAACGUCAUCGGCUAGGCAAGUCAGUUGUUUUCAAAAGCCGAAAUAGACGUAAUAAUCCACGUAAUGAUUCAAGUAGAAAAAUUGAUGACGAUGAUGAUGAUAAGAAAAACAAGAAUAAUAAUAAUGAGGAUUAUUGGGAAACAGCUAGUCAAAAUAGCAUUAUAGCACUAUUGAGUGAUGUAAUGGAUUGUUCGGCUAAUCAAAUUUAUUAA
This is a messenger RNA of Schistosoma rodhaini, 1035 nucleotides long. The record is from the annotation of a GenBank genome assembly. Lineage: Eukaryota; Metazoa; Platyhelminthes; Trematoda; Strigeidida; Schistosomatidae.